CCCAAGGACAUCCAGCUGGCUCGCCGCAUCCGCGGGGAGCGGGCCUAAGUCAUUCACUAAAGCUAAUCUAAAGGCUCUUUUCAGAGCCACCUACGUUUCCACUAAGAGCAGCUGUAUCGGAUUUUCAGCUGUGUUUACUGUUGGUGUCCUGAAAACAAGGGGAAUGUCCUCAAAGUGACCACUAAGAAAGCGCAAUUGAAAUCUACAAUUUACGUGGACUCCACCCAUCUAUGACGACAUUGGUUUAAAUUAACCAAUAAAAACGCAGCAGUCUUGGAACCUUCAUUUGCAUACGAGCUCUAUAAGUAUCGCGUAACCGGCUGCUUGCGGCGUAGUCAGCGGUGGCUUGCUUUGGUGUGUGUUGCAGUUGUACAGCGAGAGAAAAAUGCCGGAUCCGGCGAAAUCUGCUCCUGCUCCCAAGAAAGGCUCAAAGAAAGCUGUUACAAAGGUACAGAAGAAGGACGGCAAGAAACGCAAGCGCAGCCGCAAGGAGAGCUAUUCGGUGUACGUGUACAAGGUGCUGAAGCAGGUCCACCCCGACACUGGCAUCUCGUCGAAGGCCAUGGGCAUCAUGAACUCCUUCGUCAACGACAUCUUCGAGCGCAUCGCCGGCGAGGCGUCCCGCCUGGCGCAUUACAACAAACGCUCCACCAUCACGUCCCGCGAGAUCCAGACGGCCGUGCGCCUGCUGCUGCCUGGCGAGCUGGCCAAGCACGCCGUGUCCGAGGGCACCAAGGCCGUCACCAAGUACACCAGCUCCAAAAUUUCCGGAGUUCUUGCCGGAGGGCGAGUGCUACCCUGAUGAUUGAGCCUCAGCCCCGCCUGAGAACCGAAUGACCUUCGGAAAGAAAGUUUGCAUCUCUAAUCCUCAGUUUUGUCCUCUGUGAAAAUGAAGAAAAGACUAGAAUCCACCUCCUAGGCUUGCUCCAAUGGAAUGAGACGAAGUGCUUAGUGCACUCAGCACAGGGUAUAGCACUCUGAGUCUCGGUAAGUGUCGCCCCUUAGUCGCCUGCGGUUAAGAUUCCUGCCGCACUCCAGGAACCCUUUUCCUUUCCCAGCUACGGAGCUCUCCUAGAUUUCUAGUGACUUGAGGGUCACUUUCCCUAAGCAUCUCAUGUUCACAGACGAGAACGUCUUUAAUUCUAAAAACAUCAUCCGAAGGCAUUUUCCCACAAUUUACUUGCAGGGUCUUUGAGUCUGUAUUUGUUUGGUGGCCCAAUAGAAAAACAACGAAUUAGGAAAUAAAACCUUUAUAAGGUCUGUUACUGGCACUCGGUGAAGGCUCGUCCAGUCUUUGAUAGGCAUUCUUUUUCUUUUUAAUUUUUAUUUACUUUUCAGAUGAGAUCUUUCUAUGUUGCCCAGGCAG
This is a messenger RNA of Fukomys damarensis (Damara mole-rat), 1366 nucleotides long. RefSeq names its product histone H2B type 2-F. Gene Ontology annotation, molecular function: protein heterodimerization activity; DNA binding; structural constituent of chromatin. Lineage: Eukaryota; Metazoa; Chordata; Mammalia; Rodentia; Bathyergidae. The transcript has 3 exons. The coding region runs from base 386 to 802 and encodes 138 amino acids. Gene Ontology annotation, cellular component: nucleosome. The record is from RefSeq and is a predicted model, not a curated record.